AUGAAUCAAGACGAAUCUAACCUUUCUCAACUGUCACAGUCAUUUGUUUCAAAACAACAAAACAAGCGAAGUAAUUUUCAGUUUACAUACGAUUCCGAAAACUAUUUGUUAUCACUAAUACACAAAUACAAGGAAGAUAUAUUCACAAGAGGGAACCGAAUCAAAACUUGGGAAUCCGUUUUAUCUGAAUUCAAUGAUGAGUACAACGCCAAAAUUAUACAAAGUCGUACGAUAAACCAUCGUUUCCAAACAUUGAGAAAGAAUUUGGAGAACAAACUUGUUCAUGAACAUCAGCCAAUACAACAGAUGAAUCUUAAUGAAAAUGAAAAGUUAUUGAUUGAUAUCAUGGAUUACAUGUACAAGAAUAAUUACACUUCAACGAAUCCUUUUUCGUUGGGCACAGGUGACGUGGCGAGUUUUCUAGCGACACGGUCAUCAACUGAUUCACGUGGUCUGGAUCAUUCUGAUAGAGCAGCUACUGCUGCUCCUGCAACCGCUGCAACCGCUGCUGCUGGUUAUAAACCUAGGAGCAAGGGUGGUUAUACAACAGGCACUUCAAAUAGCUCUCUUCCAUCAUCAAUGUUAACGGGAUCGCAUCAAGAGAACCGUGAUUCAAGUGACUACUCCAGUGCUGAGCUAUUAUCAAACCAUGCUCAAUCUGUUGAAAAUCAUAGUAUGCUAGGAGAAGGCCCGCUAUCGUACAACAAUAGAGCAAGUCAAAUAAGGAACCCUUACGUCUUGCUGCAUGAAGUUGCAGCUGCCCAACAAUUACAGCAAAACUUGUACCAACAGCAGCCGUUGUUUCCCCAAGAACAACCGCUGGAGACCCACCAGUUAAACGUGGCAUCUGAAGCUAUUCAACCGGGACAUUCACUGGGGAUGUUUGAUGGCCUACAACAACAAAAUCCUCGUCAAAAUCUUCAGCAGCAACAACAAGGUCUACAGCCAGGCACAAUCGGACCUCACUCCAACUUCUCACAACAUGCAUUGUUUUCCCCAACAGUUGAAGAGCCCUCAAGCGCAUUCAAAACUCCGUACUUGAAGUCGACGAGCUCGAGUAACCCUUCCUCGGCCAUUUCACCUCAACAAACAACUAAUCUGGCACGUACAAGGGCUAGGCAUAUGUCCAUUACAACUCCACAAUUUGAGCAUGCGACCUACGAGCCAAAUCAGUACUCGUCACAGCCGAAUUUUCAACCACCAGCACGUCUAGAUAACAAGCUGCUAUCUGAGCCAUACCUGACGAGUGAAGAAUCGUCGCAAUUACAACAACAACAACAACAACAACAACAACAACAACAACAACAACAACAACAACAACAACAACAACAACAACAACAACAACAACAACAACAACAACAACAGCCACAACAGCCACAACUGCAACAACAAUCACAAAGCUUGACACAACCUCAACAAAUUCGAGCACUUAUACAACAACUGGUUCAAGCACAGAAUGCAACACAAGCAGUACUCAAACAGAUUUUAGCACUGCAGUCUCAGUAUAAGUCAGAUAUAUCAUCGAUGAAAGAGGAGAUCAAGAAUCUACGAGCAGAAACGGCAGAUAAAAUGGAUCAAAUAUUGAAUCAUUUGAAUAGCAAUUUACAACUGGGUGAAGCUGCAUCAACAGCAACAGGUCUGUCCAUUAAACAACACCACAUACACCACCACAAACACCGCUCUUUGCCUUCCAAUCAGCCGAAGGAGCCACAACAACAACUAAGUCACGAGCAAGAGAAUGUCAUGUCCAGUUCAAGCGAUGAAGAUAUGCUGCUGUUUGAGAGACCUCAACUGUCCCACUCCGGAUGA
Molecule: messenger RNA, 1809 nt
Organism: Lodderomyces margitis
Lineage: Eukaryota; Fungi; Ascomycota; Pichiomycetes; Serinales; Debaryomycetaceae
Exons: 1
Coding region: 1-1809 (602 amino acids)
Source: RefSeq, a predicted model, not a curated record